CAGUGUCACCUGACAGAAAGUCAGGAAUCAUGACAGCGCUCGCUGGAGGUUUACCGAGAAUGAUGAGACCAACUCCUCACCAGAACUACCCGCGGGGUGGAUACUCUCUGGAAGUCUCCACUCCGUUAGGACAGGGUCGGGUUAACCAGCUCGGUGGUGUCUUCAUAAACGGCAGACCUCUCCCCAACCACAUCCGCCAUAAAAUCGUGGAGAUGGCCCAUCACGGUAUCCGGCCGUGUGUCAUCUCCCGGCAGCUGCGGGUGUCCCACGGCUGCGUCUCCAAAAUCCUCUGCCGGUACCAGGAGACAGGCUCCAUCAGGCCGGGGGCCAUCGGAGGCAGCAAGCCAAAGCAAACCGCUACUCCAGAGGUGGACAAGAAAAUCGAGGAGUACAAGACAGAAAACCCGAGCAUGUUCAGCUGGGAAAUCAGGGACAAGUUACUGAAAGAUGGGAUCUGCGACAGGAACAACGUCCCCUCAGUGAGCGCCAUCAGUCGCAUCAUGCGCUCGAAGUUCGGCGGACCUGGUGAGGAUGAAGAAGAUGAUGAUGAAGUGGUGAAGAGGGAGAUGGAGGAAAACGAACCGCGGACAAAACACAGCAUCGAUGGCAUUCUGGGAGACAGAUCCAGUCACUCAGACGAGGGCUCCGACGUGGACUCGGAGCCAGGCCUGCCGCUGAAGAGGAAGCAGCGCCGUAGUCGGACCACCUUCACAGCGGAGCAGCUGGAAGAGCUGGAGAGGGCCUUCGAACGCACACACUACCCUGACAUCUACACGCGAGAGGAGCUGGCUCAGCGGGCCAAACUGACAGAGGCUCGAGUUCAGGUGUGGUUCAGCAACAGAAGAGCCCGGUGGAGGAAGCAAGCCGGAGCCAAUCAGCUGAUGGCUUUUAACCACCUCAUCCCCGGUGGUUUCCCUCCAUCAGCUAUGUCGGGCCUGCAGCCCUACCAGCUGUCCGACAGUCCCUACCCUCCCACUUCCAUAGCCCAAGCGUCCGAGCAGCCCAGUACAGUCCACCGACCGCAGCCGCUGCCCCCAACCUCCGUGCACCAGAGUGGGCUCAGCUCAUCAGCAGGCUCCCAGGAUGGAAGCUCCGCGUAUUGCCUAUCCUCUGGACGUCAUGGUUUCUCAGGAUACUCGGACAGCUUUGUGGCCCAGACAGCACACACCAACGCUGUCAACCCCGCCAUCAGCAACAGCCUCUCACCGCAGGUGAUGGGCCUAUUGAACCCAGGUGGAGUGCCACAUCAGUCCCAGAGUGACUUUGCCCUCUCUCCGCUGACUGGAGGCUUAGAGCCUAACGGAGGCAUGGCUGCCAGCUGUCACGGUUCCCAACGCCUGGAGGCUCUACCAGGCCUGCCCACUAUGCCCACCCUGCCUAGCACCCAAUCUUACUGCCCACCUUCCUACACCUCCCAAGCCUACGCCGUGGACCACCAUCCGUCCUACCAGUAUGGACAGUACAGUCAGAGCAAGGUGCCUUUCAUUAUAUGAAGCCCCCAACAUGGCCUGAGCAGGAGGCUUCCCCCG
Seriola dumerili (greater amberjack) is the source of this 1529-nucleotide messenger RNA. It is a transcript of the gene pax3a, whose product is annotated as paired box protein Pax-3-like. The record is from RefSeq and is a predicted model, not a curated record. The transcript has 9 exons. Gene Ontology annotation, biological process: anatomical structure development; regulation of transcription by RNA polymerase II. NCBI's taxonomy places the organism in Eukaryota, Metazoa, Chordata, Actinopteri, Carangiformes, Carangidae. The coding region runs from base 30 to 1493 and encodes 487 amino acids. Gene Ontology annotation, molecular function: DNA-binding transcription factor activity, RNA polymerase II-specific; RNA polymerase II cis-regulatory region sequence-specific DNA binding.